This is a messenger RNA of Cladocopium goreaui, 366 nucleotides long. Lineage: Eukaryota; Dinophyceae; Suessiales; Symbiodiniaceae. The record is from the annotation of a GenBank genome assembly.
AUGCCGCCAAAGACUGACAUGUUCGUUCAUGAGGACGCUCCUCCUUGUGGCUUCACCAUCAGGAGUGAUGGCUCUGUGCUUAGGAGCCCUGACGAGUCAUCCUACACGGAAGACCAGGUGGCAAAGUACUACGCCAUGUGGAUCAUGAUGAAGAAGCAAGGACACUUUGACAAUCCAACACGAGAGGGUCCUGCCGAGUUGGAAGCCCCUGCUGAGACCACUGGUGCCGCUGGUUCAAGUCAAGAACCUUUCAAACGUCAAAUGGUUGAGGAGAAGGGCAAAAACGACAUGGAGCCAAAGCCUACGUCCAGCACCAGCAGCAACAAUAAGAAGAAACGCCAGAAGAACGGCAAGGGCAAGAAAUGA